CAAAACUGUCAAAUAAUUUGUGUGUUGCAGUUUGUGCACGUUUCAUCAAGAAAGUUUCUAAAGUUUUUCGUUUUAAUUUUUUACGAAAUUCCACAAAAAUGUAUCAAAACCUCUUCAAAAAACCACGUAUGACCGACGCUCCGGUCGAGGAAGCCCCAUCAACUGGCCCACACACAGUACAAGCCCGUCUAAUAUCAGAUACUGGCGAAGAAGCGGGUCCUCCCAUAGAUCUACCCUCGGGAAUCACUGUCGAACAACUCGGACUCAUCUGCAAUGCUCUGCUCAAAAACGAAGAUCCCACGCCGUAUUUGUUUUUCGUCAAUGAGGACGAAAUCAAACAGACGCUAGACAAAACCCUCGACCUAAAAACUAUCGACACAGAAAAUGUCAUCGACAUCGUCUACCAACCUCAAGCCGUGUUUAAAGUUCGUCCAGUUACCAGGUGCACAAGUUCCAUGCCAGGUCAUGCAGAGGCGGUUGUUUCGAUUGGAUUCAGUCCGGAUGGACAGCACUUGGCAAGUGGUUCAGGUGAUACGACGGUUCGUCUGUGGGAUCUGAACACAGAGACUCCACAUUUCACCUGUUCCGGGCACAAACAAUGGGUUCUGUGUGUCUCAUGGUCACCGGAUGGGAAGAAACUCGCCAGUGCAUGCAAGGCAGGAGUCAUACUGAUCUGGGAUCCCGAAACUGGCAAACAAGUCGGACGACCGCUCAACGGACACAAGAAAUGGAUAAAUGGCUUGAGCUGGGAACCCUAUCACAUGGAUCCAGAGUGUCGAAAGCUGGCCAGUGCUGGUGCCGAUGGAGAUGCCAGGAUUUGGGACACUGUCUUGGGUCAUUGUCUAAUGGUCAUAGCUGGUCACGGAAUGGCAGUGACUUCUGUAAGAUGGGGUGGAGCUGGUCUUGUAUUCACAUCCUCCAAAGACCGAACUGUCAAGAUGUGGCGUGCUGCCGACGGAGUUCUAUGCAAAACUUUCACAGGUCACGCUCAUUGGGUCAACUACAUCGCCCUCAGCACUGACUACGUCCUCCGAACUGGACCCUAUCAUCCCGUCAUGGAUCGAAACAAGAAAUAUUCCCAAAUUCCAAAGGAAGAACUAAAAGAGAUGGCCCUACAGCGCUUCAACAAAGCCUGUCCCGAUGGCGUGGAGUCUUUUGUAUCCUGUUCCGAUGAUUUCACUCUCUACCUCUGGCGAUCGAAUCAAUCAAAGUGCAUCGAACGCAUGACUGGACAUCAGAAUGUCGUAAACGAUGUAAAGUUCUCUCCCGAUGUCAAGUUCAUUGCCUCAGCUUCCUUUGACAAAUCAGUCCGAUUGUGGCGAGCUCAAGAUGGAAAAUUCAUAGCUACAUUCCGAGGUCAUGUUCAAGCUGUUUACACUUUGGCAUGGUCAGCUGAUUCGAGGUUGGUUCUGAGUGGGAGCAAGGAUUCAACGUUAAAAGUUUGGAGUGUCCAAACCAAGAAACUGGCCCAGGAACUGCCUGGUCAUGCGGAUGAAGUAUUUGGCGUCGAUUGGGCACCCGAUGGUUCGAAAGUAGCUUCAGGUGGAAAGGACAAAGUGGUUAAACUGUGGCAGUACUAAGACGGAAACAUGGAUUUUUUAAAAACUGUUUUUUUUUUAAUUUAUAGAAAAAAUAAAGCUUUUAUUUUUUUAAUCUAAAAAUA
Eupeodes corollae is the source of this 1663-nucleotide messenger RNA. RefSeq names its product protein Notchless (gene Nle). The transcript is spliced from 5 exons. Gene Ontology annotation, biological process: Notch signaling pathway; ribosomal large subunit assembly. The record is from RefSeq and is a predicted model, not a curated record. Bases 99 to 1580 code for a protein of 493 amino acids. NCBI's taxonomy places the organism in Eukaryota, Metazoa, Arthropoda, Insecta, Diptera, Syrphidae. Gene Ontology annotation, molecular function: protein binding. Gene Ontology annotation, cellular component: nucleolus.